AUGACGGGGAAGUUAGGGUAUGGCUUGCGUAGCUGUCCUAGUUAGCCACAUGUAGUGUGAAGCUGUUCGCUAGCACUCUGGAGCAAGAGUCCUGCUAGCAUUCCAAGGCAUAUAAACGACAAUAUGGUUUUUAAAUGGCUACAGGAUGCGUGAAUAGGCUUGCCAUUUAUUUUGGUCUUUUUUAAAAUUAGAUAACCUUCACUAGCGUGGAUAUUAGGUGCAUCCACCAGUCAUUAACCUACUGCAGGACAAAAGUUGGUAUUUGUAAAAGAUCCAAAUGGAUAAAAAUACACGGAAAGUUCGGAAUCAGGACAUUAACCCAUGCAUCGAAGAAACUGAUGCCUCACAGAAGUGUUUGGAAGCCUACAACUAUGAUAAGAGCAUGUGUUCAGCCUAUUUCCAGACAUAUAAGAACUGUAGGAAAUAUUGGCACAACAUAAUGGUGCAGAGGAGAAGAGACGGUGUGAAACCUGACAUGCCCACUGCUGCAGAGAGGCAGGAGCUGCUCGCUGCUAUCGGAGGCAAACCAUACUGACAGUCAGCAUUGUCAAAUGAAGGGGACAUUUUCAACAAAUGUGAAAAUAAUGGUGAAGACAAAGGCAACAUAGGUCACCAUGUUGUUGGUGCUUUUGCUUUUUGUUAUGAAAUGCCCUCCUUUUGUUUCCUUGCUGAGCUGCAAUGGAGGGAUGAAUUUCAAAUUGAAAAGGUAUGUAAGUAAUCUGUGGCUAACAUGAAGCCUCAUGUUAGCCACAGAUGAACUUUACAACAUAUUGUUACACUGAAUAAGAACUGGAUUUCCCAUCACUUAUGUUGGAGUCAUGCUUAGAAGGGAUCGCUUCACAGCUUGUAUGGACAAAGGGAUGAUUACAGUGACCACGGAAAUGUGAACCUAUCUUUUAAAACUACAAACAAGUUCUAAGCACUGUCUAGUGUAUCACAAUGUUCUUUAAUGAUUUUUUUCUAUAUUAUAAAGAAUUAAAUGAUUUAAACAGCA
Molecule: messenger RNA, 994 nt
Organism: Chelmon rostratus (copperband butterflyfish)
Lineage: Eukaryota; Metazoa; Chordata; Actinopteri; Chaetodontiformes; Chaetodontidae
Gene: chchd7
Product: coiled-coil-helix-coiled-coil-helix domain containing 7
Exons: 4
Coding region: 278-535 (85 amino acids)
Source: RefSeq, a predicted model, not a curated record